AUGGAGCUAUCUGCUAUAAGUCGUAACCCAUUAGGGGCUCCAGCCUCUCUGCUCUCGACCCUGAGAAGCUAUCAUCACAUCCAGGUCGAUAAGCAUUUUCACCGUCGAGAAAAGACCUCUGCGAUCCCUGCGUCCCUCGAGCCCAGCAUGUCGAUACCGCAGUCCAUAUGUGUCGGCAUCGAGUUGGAAUUUAUGGUUGCACUGCAGAUCCCAAACUCCGACGCUGUGACUGGUGAGACUCGAUGGACCUGUCCUACAACACCGGAGGCUUUUUUGGGCCUCGUGAUGGGAGACUACAAAGACAUCGAACCGUCUUGUAUUCAUAAGGUAUGCGAAUUGAUCGCCAGCAGCGGGGUCUCCGUCUCGUGUAGCCUCACACCUUCGCCAUCCAGCCCUGCCCAAAUCCCUGGCACUACAAUUCUUCCGCUCACAGAUAAUAGCGGAGACAUUCGAGCUUGGAAUAACAAGUCUGUUAGCGGACCAGUGUCUAAGACUGAUUUUUGGUUCAUUGUUCCGGAGCGUCACAUCACCAGAGACUGCGUUAGUAAGUCCGGAAUGACACCUUCAAGCAAGUACGACUGGUAUGGAACUGAACUCAACAGCCCUAUCCUCACUCGUCCUGAAGAGUUCAGUCAGGGGCUACCUACCCUCAGAAAGUGCCUUGCGGCAGUGCAGGGCGACAUGGUAGUUGGACUUAAUUCUGGUUGUGGACUACACCUCCACGUCAACGAAGACGGCAGCAUGCAGCUAGAGACUGCGCUGCGCCUUGCAUCUUUAGUCUGGCUGCUGGAAGAUUCUCUGCUGUACCCUCUGUGCCAUCCUUUCCGCUCGACUUCUCCUUACUCGGCGCGUAUCAGCGUUGAUUCUCGAAUCGCCAUGGAAAGGGGUGAACCAACAGUGUAUGGCGAGGGUGCGGCUCUUGUUGAAGCACUCGGAGAGGUCAUGCGACAGCUACACUGGCGCACGAAAGUCGACAGAGGUCUGCUGGGAGCUAUGAAACGCCUGUGGUCGGAAACCAGCUUGAUUAGCCUGGGCAUCGCCCUCCGAAAAUUCGACGAGGGAUCCCUUCACACAACUACCCGGUGUGCACUGGUUGUCUCUAAGUACGACACUAUCGAGUUCCGGUAUCCCGAGUCCACGUUUGAUGUCGACUUUAUCGCCGGCUGGGCUGACUUGGUGCGACACUUGUACGCGGUUGCGAUGAGGCCUCAGGUGGAAUUUCAUCAAAUCCUCUGUCGUGUAUAUGAACUUGUGACCCGUGACCAAAUGCCUGGAUGGUCAGCCAUGUUGGGGGCGAUUGGUUUCAAGGGCGAUGUCAGUCGCUGGCAGCGACAUAUCAAUGAGUACGGUGAUACUCUGAGGAACCUUGACAAGCAGGGUAUCCUUUCAAAUAUUGGGCAGUAA
Fusarium fujikuroi IMI 58289 is the source of this 1404-nucleotide messenger RNA. RefSeq lists its product as uncharacterized. The transcript has a single exon. NCBI's taxonomy places the organism in Eukaryota, Fungi, Ascomycota, Sordariomycetes, Hypocreales, Nectriaceae. The record is from RefSeq and is a predicted model, not a curated record. Bases 1 to 1404 code for a protein of 467 amino acids.